AGGUGAGUGCGGCCUCGGUCUUGGCCUGGCGGCGACACCUGGGUUCCAGCUCCUUCGCUGAAGAGAUGGGGAGCUGCGGCUGCUGUUAGGGUUAGGGCCAGGCCUUCUCUCAGUCCGCGCACCCGCCCAGUGUCCGGAGUCGCCGGAACCAGGAGCUUGCGGGCCCAACAUGAGGAAAGACGAGGGUGUACGCGGGAAGGCACUUGGGUCGCGGGGAGGACCCCUUUCAGGCAGGCCCAGAACUGCCUGUAUUUUGUGGGUUUUCUCCACUUUUCUGCUAGGUAGGGCCACCCAGGCUUCGAGUGAGUAGCAGGCUCUGUUCCAGAGGUCUUGGAACAGGUCCAGGUUACUCACUCCGAUGUGCGGCUCCUGAUUGGAAAUGGUUGAAUCCCAGAAUGGAAGUGCAGGAUGGGAAGCUCAUUUGCUGUGUGCCAUGUACCAGUUGCUGUGCCAAGCGCAUUUGCUUCUGCGGAAAACAAGCCAGCUGGCCCGUUUUGCAGAAAACUUAAGGAACAAAGACGGAGAGUUGAAGCGUCAUUGCUUGAGAGUUGGUGGUGCUUGUGACUGUCAGUCCACAAGAGGAAAAGGGGAGACCUGUUUGUUCGUAGUAGUGGUUCUUAAACGUUAGUGGAAAACAAGAUCUUCUGAGGCUCUUUUUAAAAUGCAGAUUCUCAGACCCCUGCACCCCAGGUAGUGCGACUGGGUAGUUCAGGAAUGGGACCCAAGAAGCCAAAUGCGAGCCUGGUGGUCGGAAUUCCCGAUGACCUCUUGGGGACCACCUAUGAGAUAAGAUUAGUCGAUUCUUCAGUUAUUUGGUUUAUUCAUGUGUCCACAGGGACAUCAUAAAAUGGAAGGCACUCUUCUGAAAUCUUUGAAGGGAGUCAGUGUGUAGACUUUUUUGAUACAAAGUAUUGAGCCGACAGCAGGUUUUACCGUCUUUUAGUUAGAUGAGUUGCGAACAAUUUGUAAGGGUCUGAAAGUAGAGGCUGCCGGAUUAUCUUUCUCAACUGCAGUCUUCAUGCUCUUACCCUGUGGGGAAGUGCUUCAUAGUAUAAGAAAGGAAUAACUGUCAAAACCAUUUAGUUGAUUAUCAGUCUUCUCUUUCAUCUUCCAAGAAUCGUGAUGCUUGGUUAGAGUCAAGCUGCUUUAGGUAUUGAAAACCACGUAUGUGGUUAAUCAAGUAACGUAAGUGCAAUAUAAGUACAGAGUCAUAGUGUAAUUAUACCUUCAUGGUAGCUUAAUUAAGCAUUUUCAACAUGUUCACUAUUAAUCACCUUUUGAACAUAUUUUGUCUUCCUUCUUAAAUACUGUUUCACUCCACUAUAGAAUGUAUUAAGAUUGUUUUGUCUAAAAUCAAGUGUAGACAAGUUUUAAAAAAGAUUGCCUUCAGUUUUCUGCGUUUUCACUAUUCUGUAUGGAACUGUGGGUUUGUUUUUAUUCGAUUUGUUUGGUAUUUAUUUGACUUCUUGAAUCUGUGCAUUAGUGUCUUUCAUUCUGUAAAAUUCUCAGCCAUUUUAUAUGCAUAUAUUGCUUCCUCCCAUUGUCUCUCUUUAUUGUUUAUUGAUUUAACUAAACCUUUUCACUCUUUCUCUAUAUCUCUUACUCUGUUCUUUCAUACUACAUUCUGGAUAAUUUCCUUAUUCUCAAGUUAUUUCCAUUGUUAUUACACUUGGCCACUGAAGUCUUAAAUUCAUGUAUUGCAUUUUUUAGUUUCUGAAGUUCUGUUUGGUUUGUGACACUGUUUUAUAGUUUUCCUAUUUCUUGCUAUUAAUUUUGAGGCUUAAUUUUAUUUAUUUAAACAUGGAAAGCAUAGUCGUUUUUAUAAUCUCUGUGUUUAAUUCCACUGUCUGAAUUCCCUUUGGGGGUCUGUUUCUGCUGCCCAUGAUUUCUGUUGUUUUACUUCCUACUUCACCUUUACCUUGAAGCUGUAGUUCUUUCGGGUACCAAAUUAAGAUGGAAAGAGAGGUAGUUGUCAGACUCCACUCCCUGGCUGGGCUCCUGGCUUGAACUUGUUUCUAUUAUCUCAUAAAGGUACUAAAACUUUAGCUUUUAGGUUAGAGAAAUCCUUAGGAUGAAAUUCAUUUUGAACAUAAGGCUUAAUUUCUGGUUUUCACCUUCUAGAUUGUGUCCAAAUUCUUUACCAUCUUACUAGCUUUUUAAAGAAUUAUUGUUUUUGGUCAGGUGUGGUGGCUCACUGGCUCACGCCUGUAAUCCCAGCAUGUUGGAAGGCUAAGGUGGGCAGAUCACUUGAGGUCAGGAGUUUGAUACCAGCCUGGCCAAUAUGGUGGAACCCUGUUUCUACUAAAAAUACAAAAAUCAGCCAGGCAUAGUGGCAGGUGCCUAUAAUACCAGCUACCCAAGAGGCUAAUACAGGAAAAUCACUUGAACUCAGGAUGUAAAGGUUGCAGUGAGCCAAGAUCACGCCACUUCACUCCAGCCUGUGUGACAGAGCGAGACCCUGUCUCAAAAAAAAAAAGGGGGGGGUUAUUAUUUUUGACAAAUUUCCAGCAUAUUUAGUGUAUUUAGUACAGAGGUGGAGAAUUCAUCUCAAUUACCUAGCCCACUAUUUCAGGAAAUGAAAAUCUCCCAGUAUUCUGAUUUUUGGAAUUUGAAAUUUGUGUGAUUUCCAGCACCCUUAAGUUAAAGACAGUUAUUCUUCAUAUACCUAAAAUUUCCACCACUUUUCACUGUGCGUCAUCACAGCCACUAUGAAAGUUAUGCUUCCCAAUGCUUAUUCUAGUCUUCCUUUCCCAACUCCUUAGUGCUUAGCAUCUACUCCUCUCAUGGCCUGUAACCUAGUUCUGCUUUUCCUUAACUCAUCAUGUGCCAGCGUUACUUCUUUUACUGAAUGAGUAUUGGUUGUUCCAUUAUGGAUGGAGGAGAUGAUGGUAACCUUGUUAUCAAAAAGAGGUUUGUGUCUGAGGCAGAACUAGAUGAACGGCGCAAAAGGAGACAAGAAGAAUGGGAGAAGGUUCGAAAACCUGAGGAUCCGAAAGAAUGUCCAGAGGAGGUUUAUGACCCUCGAUCUCUAUAUGAAAGGCUACAGGAACAGAAGGACAGGAAGCAGCAGGAAUAUGAAGAACAGUUCAAAUUCAAAAACAUGGUAAGAGGCUUAGAUGAAGAUGAGACCAACUUCCUUGAUGAGGUUUCUCGACAGCAGGAACUAAUAGAAAAGCAACGAAGAGAAGAAGAACUGACAGAACUGAAGGAAUACAGAAAUAAUCUCAAGAAGGUUGGAAUUUCUCAAGAGAACAAGAAGGAAGUGGAGAAGAAACUGACUGUAAAGCCCGUGGAAACCAAGAACAAGUUCUCCCAGGCGAAGCUGUUGGCAGGAGCUGUGAAGCAUAAGAGCUCAGAGAGUGGCAACAGUGUGAAAAGACUGAAAUCGGACCCAGAGCCAGAUGACAAGAAUCAAGAGGCCUCAUCCUGCAAGUCUCUCGGAAACACUUCCCUGAGUGGCCCCUCCAUCCACUGCCCCUCUGCUGCAGUCUGUAUCGGCAUCCUCCCAGGCCUGGGUGCCUACUCUGGGAGCAGCGACUCCGAGUCCAGCUCAGACAGCGAAGGCACCAUCAAUGCCACUGGAAAGAUCGUCUCUUCUAUCUUCCGAACCAACACCUUCCUCGAAGCCCCCUAGUUUCUCUGUGCUUACGCUGGAAACUCCUCCCCAAGGGUAGAUCGGACCGUUUAUGCCACCUACAGACAUUAUGUCCCUCAAAAAAAAACUCCUUUGCCUGUGUCCUGUGCACAACGUGACAUUUUUAACCAACCCAAUCUAAAGAUGUGCCAGAAUCUACCUGUGGCCCAAAUCGUGUUUGGUUUCUCUUUCCACUCCAGUGCAGAUGACCAAACCUGUCCCGCUGCCACUUCCUCACUGACGUGGGGAGGAGGGCAAGGCCCAGCCGAAGUUCCACUAAAAAUGCCCUAGGAGGAUAGGCACCGGCUGGCUUGCCAAAAGGUUCAGGUUUUAUUGCUUUCUGUUUUUUUCUUUUCUUUCCUUUCCCAACAGCACAAAAAAGUAAGGGCAGUUAUUGGACAGGUAUUAUUUAAACAUUCUAUUGUAGGUGAGUGUGCUGUUUGGUUCCACUGCAUUGUAGAGCAUGCGGGGGAAGAGAACUGACCCAGGUGAAGAAAUGGAGCCCUUCCCUCGAACUAACCAGUCCUCAAUGUUGUGUGACUAAGUAGAGAUGCUAAACCGCAUCCGCUGGGGGUGUCGCUUCACACUCGGCAUGCAUUGUGAAGGCUUUCCACCCUUGGCCAUUCCGUUUCCCCUCUCUCCAACCCCAUUUAUGCAGGAAGGGACUGCUAACAAGAAAACUUCCAUCUUCUCAGACCUUUUCUCUGCCUCAGAAAUUAUUUUAUGUUUGUUUUUGAAAUAAAGGAUUUAGUUUGAGAUUCAAAAUCUUAGAGAAACGUAGGCCUUGUUUACUCAUAGCCAGACAUCAGAACUGUGGGUAGGUAUGUUAAUGAGAUGACUUAUUUCCGGCAGCUCCUGGAAUCCAAAUAUUGUAAACUAGUGGAACAUACUUGCAUUUUAUGACUGUUCUAUCGAGGCCCUUCUCUGUUUAAUGCAUAUUAUAUUUGUGCUUUUAACUGUGGAAUCUAUUUCUAACUUAAGGGUGCUGCCCUAGUACUUUUCUUUGCUGCCCCUGCUGCUCUUUUUCCUUUCCAGACAGCAACUCUUGAGGCCAUGAGCAGCCAAAAACUAGUGGUGCUCCUCUAUCUUGUCUCAUAAAGGGAAAUGGGCUCAACCCUUGGAUUCUGGAGGAGGGAGGGGGAGAGGGUGUGGAGACCUCAAGGACAGAGGUAGACAUGAGCUUUGACAACAGUCUGUAGGCUCUCCUGCUUCAGAAUAAGCCUGUUCCAUUCUUUAUCCAUUCCCCUUGUUCCUACAUCAAUUGUUUUUACUUUCUUGGGUGUGAGACUGAGCGAGACACAUACAAAAUGUGUUGACACUGUGAUGCCAGCAGGCAAAGCAGCUACUGACUUUGAAUGUGGGCAGAGAGGCCUCUGGAUCUCAUCCAGCCCACUCCUUUUCCCUUUGCAGUGCAGUGACACUCCAGUGCCCGUUGGCAGAUGGUGACUUCCCUGCACUCAUAACUGAUGCCUUGUGAAUUCUUCCUCCGUUUCAGAACUACUCUAUGCUAAUUGUUCUUGACUGCCAAUACAUGUGUGUCAGCUCCAUCCUAACAAAUACGACAUUUAGGUAAAACUGUGUAGGCACCUUCUGCUUCUCUGCUUCAUUGUUCCUGUGAUAGUCCUGUUAUUACAGCAUGUUCCCAAAACAGCCUCACAUUGUUACAGGAGGCAGACCAGGGCAUCAGAGUCACCAUCUUUAUGUGGCUUGACUCUUAAGAGGCCAUGACUAUACUUCAUGACCUCUUGAUAGAGAAAGAAGUUGACAAAGGGGUGCGGGGUUUAAAAACACAGAUUAACGUGAAAGCUAAUAAACCUGUCAAAGAACA
Messenger RNA from Callithrix jacchus (white-tufted-ear marmoset), 5462 nucleotides. Lineage: Eukaryota; Metazoa; Chordata; Mammalia; Primates; Cebidae. The record is from RefSeq and is a predicted model, not a curated record.